Messenger RNA from Penicillium soppii, 756 nucleotides. RefSeq lists its product as uncharacterized. NCBI's taxonomy places the organism in Eukaryota, Fungi, Ascomycota, Eurotiomycetes, Eurotiales, Aspergillaceae. The transcript is spliced from 2 exons. The record is from RefSeq and is a predicted model, not a curated record. Bases 1 to 756 code for a protein of 251 amino acids.
AUGGUGGCCAGAGAUGUUAGACCACCGUCUGAUCGAGAAUGCCCAGACUAUGCGCGGAAGCGUGUGUGCAAGGCUUGCGAUCGCUGUCGUCUGAAGAAGUCAAAACAACAGACAUGGCUAGUUCAAGGUCUUCAGCAGCUCUACCACUGCACUAUCAAUGCUGAAGUUGAGCUUUUGGGCGAGUUGAAGCCAGAUUUCCAUGGCCGCCAGCCCAUAAAUGAUUUGCUUGCUCUCCUGGGUAUCGUCGAUCAGUCCAAAGGGGAGCAUUUUGAAGAGAGCACAGGUACUCUUCAAGGCAGCUUGUGGGCCCAAGAAUCUAAGCCCCAGUGCUUCGAGGCAAGCCGCAAGGACGCCCACUCGCUGGUCUCCAGUCCACUUUCCUCCCAAAGUUUCUCCUCCAUGUGCCCCAGCGAUGCGAGCAGCUCCAUUCAACGAAUUUUCAAUAUGGAAUCCAACAUGGCCCCAACAGCUACGUCUGAUAAAAUGCUGCAUCAUCAAUCUCAGAAUACCUUGUCCAUGCAGGAUACUUUCAAUCCGUUUGAUGUGCUAGGUGCUACCCAAGAAAGGUGUGCAACGGAUGACCUUUGGCAACCCGACGAGAUUGAUUUAUGUCUGGCAAACUGGAGUGCCUCAUCAAUUCUCGCUUGGCCCACGUCGACAACAUAUUCUCAGUCAUGUGACGAUGAUCAAGCCUUCAACCAAUUUAUCUAUCCAGAUGCGAUAGAUGGCUUUUUGAAUGAGGACUAUAUCAGUUGA